Molecule: messenger RNA, 156 nt
Organism: Racocetra persica
Lineage: Eukaryota; Fungi; Glomeromycota; Glomeromycetes; Diversisporales; Gigasporaceae
Source: the annotation of a GenBank genome assembly
GUAUUACAAAGUAAAGUCAAGUCACAGCAGCUUAUUGAACUCUUGCAAGAUUAUACAGAAAAGAGCAAUAAAGAGUCUAAAAAAGAAACAGAAGAGGCCGAAGAAGAAAGUGAUGAUGAUAAAAAAAGCGAUGAUGAUAAAGAAAAUCAAAUACCU